This is a messenger RNA of Austrofundulus limnaeus, 2316 nucleotides long. It is a transcript of the gene sesn2, whose product is annotated as sestrin 2. The record is from RefSeq and is a predicted model, not a curated record. Gene Ontology annotation, cellular component: nucleus. The transcript has 12 exons. Gene Ontology annotation, molecular function: oxidoreductase activity, acting on peroxide as acceptor; L-leucine binding. Bases 219 to 1895 code for a protein of 558 amino acids. Lineage: Eukaryota; Metazoa; Chordata; Actinopteri; Cyprinodontiformes; Rivulidae. Gene Ontology annotation, biological process: cellular response to L-leucine; negative regulation of TORC1 signaling; cellular response to leucine starvation.
GGCGCACAGAGUUUGAGCAAACUGUGCAAAUGCGCCGAGACUUUGGUUUGCAACACCUGCUAGCUGAAGCUAGGCUGGUUUAGCUAACCGAGAAGCUAAGCUAACACCGUUAGCAGCUCAGCCGGGGAUGAAGAAGGAAGGAGGGAUUUAUCACUGGGUGUGCUGAGUUAUGGAACAGGUGCCUGAACUUAUCACAGGAGGACUGGGAGAACAGAAACAUGGCCAGUAAUGCCAUGCCAGGCUUCACCUGCCAGGCUAAUGGAGAGGACAACCCGAGGCAGGUGAGCGUGUCUGGCUGUUCACGUCGGAACCAGUCGGAGUCGGAACUGGACGGUGCCCCGACGGCGAAGAGCUUAGCUCGGCUGUGCAGCUGGGACAUAGAGGAGCGGGCCACGGCUCUGGAGGAGCUGAGCCAGAAGGUUCUGGUGUGUUUGGGAUUGGACCGGCCCGGUUCGGCACGGCUGAGCAAACAAAUGCUUCUGCAUCUGCUUCGACUGUCGCGUUCGUGCCCGCUGCAGGAGGUUCGUGAGAGAGCAGGCGAGCUGCUGCGGACCGCACAGGACGAAGGAGUGGAAGUACCUCGAGCCUUGGCUUCUGGUCCGAGUGCCUUUGUUCCUGCUAAAGAGAUCCUGAAAGAUGGGCCCAAUCAGGACGUCCUCAUCGAGUCUUUUCUGUCUCUUGGUCGGGUGGACCACCUCACCAUGGUCAUGGCCCUCCACCCGGCCUAUCUCAGCUGUUUCCUGAAGACCCAGCAUGCUUUGUUGGAGCUGGACGGCCCUUUGCCCCAUCACUGGAGACACUACAUUUCUAUAAUGGCUGCAGCACGCCACCACUGUGCGUACCUGGUGCAGCAGCACGGCGCGGGCUUCCUGGAAGCUGGAGGCGACGAGAGCUGGCUGAGCAGCUUCGAGCACACUCCCAYCAAACUGCGCAGCCUGCAGACGCUCAACAAGCUGCUGGCACACAGACCCUGGCUCAUUACGCAGCAGCACAUCCAGGAGCUGGUGAGUCCCGGAGCAGAGCCACGCUGGUCCCUGGCAGAGCUGAUCCACGCUGUGAUUCUGAUGGCGCACACUCACUCCCUCUGCUCCUUCGUGUGGGGGUGUGGCUUAAACCCCGAACCCGACCACAUCGGCGGUUACACCUUCCAGCCUCCGUCGCCUAAUCACCUCCCCCGCAGCCCUCACAGCCCGGCCCCCGAGGACAGCAGGCACGAGCUGGUGGACGGAGCGGUGGAGGUGGAGGUGCUGAUGAAGAGGAUGGUGGAGCUGCAGCAGCAGCAGCAGGAGGAGGAGUGCACGCAGGAGGAGAUGGUUACUCGGUUUGAACGGGAGAGGAGCGAGAGCAUACCAACAGCGGUGGUGCGAGGAGCUCCACCUGACCUGCUGCUGUGUCUGGUGGAGGAGCCCGAGUUCAGAUACGAGGACUUCGCCCCCCGAGGAGAGCACUCGCCACCCGUCCUGAGAGCACAGGACUACUCGUGGGAGGACCACGGCUUUUCUCUGGUCAACAGACUGCUUCCUGAUAUGGGCCAGCACCUGGACGAGAAAUUCCAGGUGGUGAGCAGCUUGACGUACCACAGGAUGGCCAUGCAUGAAGGUGUCGAUACGUACACCCUGAGGAAAGCUCUGUGGAACUACAUCCACUGCCUCUACGGGAUCCGCUACGACGACUACGACUACGGCGGCGUGAACGUGCUGCUGGAGCGCUCCCUGAAGGUGUUCGUGAAAACCAUGGCCUGUCAUCCCGAGCAGACCACCGCGCGCAUCUACCACGCCUUCUGGAGGCACUUCAGACACUCCGAAAAGGUCCACGCUAACCUCAUCGUGAUGGAAGCUCGGCUGCAGGCUGCCCUUCUCUACGCCCUGCGAGCCAUUACGUACUACAUGAGAUGACACGCCUCUUUGCAGGUGUUGAGCCAGCUGUGAUGGACAGGGUUUCAUUAGCACGCACUACAAUGACUGUUUUCUGGUGCACAUCGUGUAAUUCAGUGUUAAUAUUUUGAUGCUGCUUUGCAAACGUGGAUGUAUUUAAAUAUUUUGUUUUGUACAAAUGUCGUACCUGGAUUUAAAUCUACUGGAGCCUCGAGUGUUCUGCUGAAGUUGCACAUGUUUCCGUCACACCUACACGCUGCGUGUCCGGUGUGCCAGUUCGGUCUGGCAUUAAUGAAUCAUCGUAUGUGAAGUGCUUUUGUUGUUCGUUUGACAAAUUCACCUCAAGAAAUCACUGAGCCUCAGUCUCCCUUUGUCUGCAGUUGGGAUUAAAAUAAAUCUUGUAUUUUUAUAAGCAAUAAAGUUACUUUUGUUAUCAAUAAAA